This is a messenger RNA of Acinonyx jubatus (cheetah), 3966 nucleotides long. It is a transcript of the gene TRAK1, whose product is annotated as trafficking kinesin protein 1. Gene Ontology annotation, cellular component: dendrite. Gene Ontology annotation, biological process: endosome to lysosome transport; anterograde axonal transport of mitochondrion; neurogenesis. The transcript has 16 exons. Gene Ontology annotation, molecular function: GABA receptor binding. Lineage: Eukaryota; Metazoa; Chordata; Mammalia; Carnivora; Felidae. The record is from RefSeq and is a predicted model, not a curated record. The coding region runs from base 859 to 3843 and encodes 994 amino acids.
UGCAAACACGUGAACUAGCCCCUGGGCUCCCGGUGGCAUCUGUGCCCGUUGAAAUGCAGGCAACAUCCAGCCCGUGGAAAUGGUUUCGCUUUCUCUGAAUGUGACGACCGAGGACGGAGAAACACCAGAGCGGUGUGCUGCUGAAACUUCAAACCCUGUGGGGCGUGGUGGCGGGAGGCUCUUGUCCGGACACGGUGGCAGGCGCCGUGGGACGGCUGAGAAGCAGAGCUCAGCGCUGUCACAUGAGCAGGAGGCUUAGUGAACAGGAGGGAAACGCCGGCCCUGUUCCACGUUCGAGGUGCUGGCUGAUGCACAACACACAUGCUCAGGCUAACGUCUUGCUAGAUGCUCACUGUGAGGAGGACACACAGUGGGAGAACCCUCGGGGAGACUUGGAGUGUCCCCAAGAAUGCAUCCGUGGCUCCCAGGGCUCUUCCAAGUGUGGCCCUGGGAGCCCGCGAAAUGUACUCCGCCCCCGGCUCCCAGCUAGCCGUGAGACGAACAGCAGACUUUUUGUUCCUCUUUAGUUUUUGGGCAAAGCCAGCCACCGGCCACAAAGCUCUGCUCCCCUGCGCCGCCCCCGCCCCUCGACUUAGGGAUAUCACAUUUUUGGGCGCGUCAUUUUGUCUUGGGGGCGGUUCGACACGAUGAGCCGAUAGGGUGGCUGGGCUGCCUGGGGUUACGUAACCCAUUGUACUUCCAGAACUGCUCACGGUCUUAGGAUUUGCCCCAACAAGCAGACUGAGAAAACUGGUGAAGAGGGCGCAGGAGGGUGGCUGUGCCGAGGUCCUGCCCGAGCCGGGUUCUCAUGGAGGAUCCGUCUUCUCUCUGAGUUGCCUUUGGAGUCGAUUCCUGCACAUGGCGUUGGUAUGUCAGUUCAGGCAGCCCGUCAGGGCCCAGCCUCUGCCAGCACUCUCCCAGGGCAAGCUCACCCGGACAGACUCAUGUGACGUGUGCAACAGCACCGAUCUUCCGGAAGUCGAGAUCAUCAGCCUGCUGGAGGAGCAGCUGCCCCAUUAUAAGUUAAGAGCUGACACCAUCUACGGUUAUGACCACGACGACUGGCUCCAUACGCCCCUCAUUUCUCCAGAUGCCAACAUUGACCUCACAACCGAGCAAAUUGAAGAGACGCUGAAGUACUUCCUUUUAUGUGCUGAAAGAGUUGGCCAGAUGACUAAGACGUAUAAUGACAUAGAUGCUGUCACUCGGCUUCUUGAGGAGAAAGAGCGGGAUUUAGAACUGGCUGCUCGGAUCGGCCAGUCGUUGUUGAAGAAGAACAAGACACUAACGGAGAGGAACGAGCUUCUGGAAGAGCAAGUGGAACACAUCAGGGAGGAGGUGUCCCAGCUCCGGCAUGAGCUGUCCAUGAAGGAUGAGUUGCUGCAAUUCUACGCCAGUGCUGCAGAGGACAGCGAGCCCGAGUCCGUGUGCUCCACCCCGUUGAAGAGGAAUGAGUCAUCCUCCAACGUGCAGAACUACUUUCAUCUGGAUUCUCUUCAGAAGAAGCUGAAGGACCUUGAGGAGGAGAACGUCGUGCUCCGAUCCGAGGCCUGCCAGCUAAAGACGGAGACCAUCACCUACGAAGAGAAGGAACAGCAGCUGGUCAACGACUGUGUGAAGGAGCUGAGGGAUGCCAAUGUGCAGAUUGCCAGUAUCUCAGAGGAGCUGGCCAAGAAGACUGAGGAUGCUGCCCGCCAGCAAGAGGAGAUCACACACCUGCUGUCCCAGAUAGUUGACUUGCAGAAGAAGGCCAAAGCUUGUGCCGUGGAAAAUGAAGAGCUGGUCCAGCACCUGGGGGCGGCUAAGGAUGCCCAGCGGCAGCUCACGGCCGAGCUGCGCGAGCUGGAGGACAAGUAUGCGGAGUGCAUGGAGAUGCUUCAUGAGGCGCAGGAGGAGCUGAAGAACCUCCGGAACAAGACCAUGCCCAACACCACGUCCCGGCGCUAUCACUCCCUGGGCCUGUUUCCCAUGGACUCCUUGGCAGCAGAGAUCGAGGGAACGAUGCGCAAGGAGCUGCAGUUGGAAGAGCCUGAGUCUCCAGACAUCGCUCACCAGAGGCGAGUCUUUGAGACGGUGAGAAACAUCAACCAGGUCGUCAAGCAGAGGUCUCUGACCCCGUCCCCCAUGAACAUCCCUGGCUCCAACCAGUCCUCAGCCGUGAACUCCCUCCUGUCCAGCUGCGUCAGCACCCCCCGGUCUAGCUUCUAUGGCAGUGAUGUUGGCAACGUGGUCCUGGACAACAAGACCAACAGCAUCAUCCUGGAAGCGGAGUCAGCUGACCUGGGGAAUGACGAGCGGAGCAAGAAGCCCGGGACGCCGGGCACCCCGGGCUCCCACGACCUGGAAACCGCUCUGCGGCGGCUGUCCCUCCGCCGGGAGAACUACCUCUCGGAGCGGAGGUUCUUCGAGGAGGAGCAGGAGCGGAAGCUCCGGGAGCUGGCGGAGAAGGGCGAGCUGCUCAGCGGCUCCCUCACGCCCACGGAGAGCAUCAUGUCCCUCGGCACCCACUCCCGCUUCUCCGAGUUCACCGGCUUCUCGGGCAUGUCCUUCAGCAGCCGCUCCUACCUGCCCGAGAAACUCCAGAUCGUGAAGCCGCUGGAAGGCUCCGCCACCCUUCACCACUGGCAGCAGUUGGCCCAGCCCCACCUCGGGGGCAUCCUGGACCCCCGGCCCGGUGUGGUCACCAAGGGCUUCCGGACACUGGACGUUGACCUGGACGAAGUGUACUGCCUUAACGACUUUGAGGAAGACGACACAGGUGACCACAUUUCCCUUCCGGGCCUAGCUACCUCCACGCCAGUUCAGCACCCAGAGACCUCAGGUGAGGGGUCCCGAGCACGCGUGACUGUCUCAGGCAGCAGAAGUUACCCACGCCGGCCUCAGGCUUUCCCAGAGGAGAUGCAGGAGCCGCCCACGGCCGAGGAGGAGGAGGAGGGGUCUGCACACCACCCUGGGAAGUGCAUGUCACAGACCAACUCCACCUUCACCUUCACCACAUGUCGUAUCCUGCAUCCUUCAGAUGAGCUCACGCGGGUCACGCCAAGCCUUAACUCGGCUCCAACUCCAGCUUGUGGCGGCACCAGCCACUUGAAGUCCACGCCGGUGGCCACCCCGUGCACUCCACGGAGACUGAGCCUGGCCGAGUCCUUCACUAACACCCGCGAGUCCACGACCACCAUGAGCACGUCUCUGGGGCUGGUGUGGCUGCUGAAGGAGCGGGGCAUCUCCGCGGCCGUAUAUGACCCGCAGAGCUGGGACAGGGCCGGCCGGGGCUCCCUCCUGCACUCCUACACCCCCAGGAUGGCGGUGAUCCCCUCCACCCCACCCAACUCGCCUCUGCAGACACCCACGUCUUCCCCACCCUCCUUUGAGUUCAAGUGCACGAGCCCUCCCUACGACAACUUCCUGGCUUCCAAGCCGGCCAGCUCCAUCCUGAGGGAGGUGAGGGAGAAGAAGAACGUCCGGAGCAGCGAGAGCCAGACAGACGUGUCCGUCUCCAACCUCAACCUCGUGGACAAAGUCAGGAGGUUUGGCGUGGCCAAAGUGGUGAACUCAGGGCGAGCCCACGUCCCCACCUUGACUGAGGAUCAGGGACCUCUCCUCUGUGGGCCCCCGGGCCCAGCCCAGGCCCUGGUCCCCGGGGGCCUAGUCCCCGAGGGCCUGCCUCUCGGAUGCCCCACGGUCACGAGUGCCAUCGGCGGGCUGCAGCUCAACAGCGGCAUCCGGCGGAACCGCAGCUUCCCCACCAUGGUGGGGUCCAGCAUGCAGAUGAAAGCCCCCGUGACUCUCACCUCGGGCAUCUUGAUGGGUGCUAAGCUCCCCAAACAAACUAGCUUCCGGUGAGGACGGGAGGGGGGCCCUUCCCCUGGAGGAGACCCGUCUUUGCUCCUGCCUCCCUCUCUCCCCCACUGCACUGCGCGUUCUCCCUCUCUCCCCCUCCGCCCCUCCCCUCUUGAGCUAGACAAA